Molecule: messenger RNA, 1867 nt
Organism: Euleptes europaea (tarantolino)
Lineage: Eukaryota; Metazoa; Chordata; Lepidosauria; Squamata; Sphaerodactylidae
Gene: PSEN1
Product: presenilin 1
Exons: 12
Coding region: 99-1520 (473 amino acids)
Biological process (GO): protein processing; calcium ion transport; Notch receptor processing
Cellular component (GO): ciliary rootlet; cell surface; cell cortex
Molecular function (GO): beta-catenin binding; aspartic endopeptidase activity, intramembrane cleaving; cadherin binding
Source: RefSeq, a predicted model, not a curated record
CGGGUCGGAAGGGGAACAAACCGGCGGGCCGGCUUUGAAGGGGGGGUCAGUUGCAGUGUUUCAAGAAGAAAGAAAGUUUUGUGGAGUAAAAAGUCCCAAUGACAGAACUAUCUGCAAACGUACAUUUCCAGCAUGGGCAGCUGACAGAAAACUUCCCUGACAACCACCUGAGCAAUACCAGAUGUUUCAGAUUGAAAUAUGAUGAAGAAGGUGACGAAAAAAACGACAACAUUGACAGACGGCGCCAUGAGAACAGGGAUAAUCCGGAUUCAGAGUCGAAUGGGCAACCACAGAACAGCACUCGGCAAGUGGUGGAACAAGAUGAUGAGGAGGAAGAGCUGACACUGAAAUAUGGGGCAAAGCAUGUGAUUAUGCUGUUUGCGCCUGUCACACUUUGUAUGGUGGUGGUUGUUGCAACCAUCAAGUCUGUCAGCUUUUAUACACGCAAGGAUGGACAGCUCAUCUACACUCCAUUCACAGAGGAUACAGAAACAGUUGGACAAAGAGCUCUGAAUUCUAUUCUCAAUGCUGCUAUCAUGAUCAGCGUCAUCAUUGUCAUGACCAUACUUCUGGUUGUACUUUAUAAAUACAGGUGCUAUAAGGUGAUCCACGGAUGGCUCAUCAUUUCUUCUCUUUUUCUGCUUUUCUUUUUCUCAUUCAUUUACUUAGGGGAGGUUUUUAAGACCUACAAUGUUGCCAUGGACUACAUUACCCUCGCUCUCAUGAUCUGGAACUUUGGUGUGGUAGGAAUGAUCUGCAUUCACUGGAAAGGCCCCCUCCGGCUCCAGCAAGCCUAUCUCAUUAUGAUAAGUGCUCUAAUGGCUCUGGUCUUCAUCAAAUACCUCCCUGAAUGGACUGCCUGGCUCAUCUUGGCAGUAAUUUCAGUGUACGAUCUGAUUGCUGUCUUGAGUCCUAAAGGGCCGCUUCGUAUGCUGGUUGAAACAGCUCAAGAAAGAAAUGAAACGUUAUUCCCAGCACUCAUUUACUCGUCAACAAUGAUAUGGCUGGUGAACAUGGCUGAGGAAGACCCUGAAGCUCAAAAGAGAGCUCCCAAAAGAUCCACUUAUGAUAAACAAGGAAAUCAGACCCAAAGUGGAACUACAGAGGCUGAUGAUGGAGGAUUCAGUCAAGAAUGGGAGCAACAAAGAGAUAACAGGAUAGGGCCUCUGGAUUCAACCCCUGAAACACGAUCAGCUGUUCAGGAUCUCCCCAGUCAUUCUCAAACAAGUGAAGAUCCAGAGGAGAGGGGAGUGAAGCUUGGCUUAGGAGACUUCAUUUUCUACAGUGUUCUUGUUGGCAAAGCCUCAGCAACUGCCAGUGGAGACUGGAACACAACUUUAGCUUGCUUUGUAGCCAUUUUAAUUGGCUUGUGCCUUACUCUCUUGCUGCUUGCCAUUUUUAAAAAGGCCUUACCAGCUCUUCCAAUCUCCAUAACCUUUGGGCUCGUUUUCUAUUUUGCCACAGAUAACUUGGUGCAACCCUUUAUGGACCAGCUAGCGUUCCAUCAGUUUUAUAUCUAGCCCACUUUAAGUUGAAAUCCGUGGACAUUUGUAUUAACUGUAGCAAAUAUGGAAGAGAAGAAUUAUUUCUACCUGCUUCUUAAAAUAGCUGCCAUACUGGGCUCCACUGGAUUCUUCACUGUAAAACUGGUCUCAGCGAAUGUGGUAUGGGACAUUUAAGUCUUCAGCAUUCUGAGCUAUAAAUCUUUGUAAGAACCGUAUGUACUAAAGAUGCCUAUGCUUCCACCAGCAAGAUAACUACUCAGCGCACACGUUUCACCCCACCCCUCCAGAGUACUGAGAAUUGCUCUACAAAGGACAAGUAAAUCAAACUUAAGCUGUCUGAACCACCUGAGGAGUUGGCCUGG